Messenger RNA from Orycteropus afer afer, 898 nucleotides. NCBI's taxonomy places the organism in Eukaryota, Metazoa, Chordata, Mammalia, Tubulidentata, Orycteropodidae. The record is from RefSeq and is a predicted model, not a curated record.
AUGGCUUCGCUGCGUUUCUCAGCGAAUCUGUCGUGGUUGUUCCCCGAGCUCCCUGGCCUCCCCGCGCGGCUGAGGGCCGCGGGCAGCGCGGGCUUCGAGGCCGCGGAGGUGGCCUGGCCAUACGCGGAGCCGCCGGAGGAACUGGCACGCGCAGUGCGUGAGGCUGGACUGCGGAUGGUGCUGAUCAAUACGCCCUCGGGAGACCCAGAGAAGGGGGAGAUGGGGCUGGCGGCCGUACCGGGAAGGCAGGAUGCCUUCCGAGAGGGGCUGGAACAGGCUGUGCUCUAUGCCAAGGCCCUGGGCUGUCCCAGGAUUCACCUGAUGGCUGGCCGUGUACCCCAGGGAGCUGAUCGAGCGGCUGUCGAGGGUGAGAUGGAGACAGUUUUUCUGGAGAACCUGAGACACGCAGCUGGGGUUUUGGCUCAGGAGAACCUCGUGGGACUGCUGGAGCCCAUUAACACUCGAAUCACUGAUCCCCGGUACUUCCUGGAUACCCCCCAGCAAGUGGCAGCCAUCUUACAGAAGGUUGGAAGACCCAAUCUCCAGUUACAAAUGGACAUAUUCCACUGGCAAAUCAUGGAUGGGAACCUGACGGGAAAUAUCCGGGAGUUCCUGCCCAUUGUUGGACAUGUGCAGGUGGCGCAGGUCCCAGGCCGGGGGGAACCCGACAGUGCUGGAGAGCUGAACUUUCCCUACCUAUUCCAGCUGCUGCAAGAUGAAGGCUACACGGGCUUUGUGGGCUGAGACACUGUAGAGGGCUUGAGAUGGCUACGUACAUAUUGGGACAGGUGGGGCCGCCCACCGGCUGGCCAGUGAGGUCCUGUCCACUGCCCACAUACCUCUCUGGGACAAAGAGUAUCCUGUGUCUCCUCCUCUGAAUUAAAGACAAUAUGCUGAA